This is a messenger RNA of Leptopilina boulardi, 1674 nucleotides long. RefSeq lists its product as uncharacterized. Gene Ontology annotation, molecular function: transmembrane transporter activity. The transcript has 3 exons. Gene Ontology annotation, cellular component: membrane. The record is from RefSeq and is a predicted model, not a curated record. NCBI's taxonomy places the organism in Eukaryota, Metazoa, Arthropoda, Insecta, Hymenoptera, Figitidae. Bases 214 to 660 code for a protein of 148 amino acids. Gene Ontology annotation, biological process: transmembrane transport.
GUGAAAUGAAGUUUUCUUUUCGAAUAUUGUCAUUAAAAAAUUAUUUUAUGAAGUUGUCUUUUUAUUUUUAAAGAAAAAUUAAAAUAAUUUUAAAAGUAAUUAAACAAACAAUGAAAAUUAUUUAAAAAAUAAUUAAACAAACAAUGAAAAUUAUUUAAAAAAUUAAAUAAAAAAUUUUUGAAAAUUUGUUUACUAAUAAAAAAAAAAUAGAAAAUGAAAGGUGAUACCAGAACGGAAUUAUUAUUACGAUAUGGAUCAGCAUUUGUUGCAGCAAUAUUCACAGCAGCGGGAAUGGGAUGUAUCAUUGGUUGGUCAUCGCCAGCAUUGGAAUAUCUAGAAAGUUCCGAAUCACAUUUAAAUUUAACUGAACAUGAAAAAUCAUGGAUUACACCAUUACUACCUGCUGGACAAAUUGUUGGCUAUCUAAUAGUACCAUUUGUACAUAAAUUAAUAAAUGAAAAAUGGACACUCUUAUUAUUUUCAAUACCACAAUUAAUAUCGUGGUUCUUGAUUGUAAUAUCAAAAAAUUCAUAUUACAUUAAUGUCGCUAGAAUUGCCGGUGGUAUAGGUUAUGCUGGUGGACUUUGUGCAUUAACAAUGUAUCUCACUGAAAUUUCAUCACAACACAAUCGUGGAGGUGGAAGAGAAUUUAAGGGGUGAAGAAAUGAUGGAAUUAAAUGGAAAAUCGAAGAGAAUUGAAGUUAUUGAAGAUGGUGAAGUUAAAGAGAAAUUACUUUUGGAAUUUAAGAGGAGAAUUGAAAUCAAGGGAAAGGGAGAAUUUGAUGAAAUUGAAGAUAUUGAAUUAAAUGAAGAUAAAAAAGAAGAUUUAGUGAAGAAAGAACAAAAAGAAGAAAUGGAAGAAAGUAAAAUUCAACAAGAAAAUGAAAAUAGUUUUAAAAUUGAAAAAGAAAUUAAUCACAAAAAUGAAGAAAUAAAUAAUCGAAACAAAUCAAUGAAAGAAAUAAAAAAUGAGAAAAAAAUAAAAAAAGAAAUAAAAAUAAUGGAAAAUAAUAAAAGGGUAGAAAAAUUUAAUAAUAAUUUUAAAAAAAAUUCUCUUAUUUCAAAAAUGAAAAAUUCAAAUUUUUGGAAAUUAUUUACAAUACCAACAUAUCGUAAUGCAAUGUUAAUUGUAAUUUGUGUCACUGCACAGGAACAUUUUGCAGGCGCUUCAGUUAUUAAAGUAUUUACGCAACAAAUUUUUAAAUAUACAAAAUCAUCAAUGUCAACUGAAAUGGAGAGUUUAUUAUUGGGAAUUGUUAAAUUAAUUGCCUCAAUGAUAAGUAUUCAUAUAAUUGAAAAAUAUCAAAGAAAAUCAAUUUUACUUUAUACGGGUCUAUUUGGUACACUUGGUUUAAUAAUUGCGGGAAUUUAUUUUUUUUUUGAAUCAACAAAAUUAAUUGAUGUCACAUCAUUUUCAUGGUUAUCAAUAUUUGGAAUUUUAUUUUAUGAUUUUAAUUUUACAAUUGGAAUAUCAAAUUUUUUAUAUAUUUAUCUUGGUGAAUUAUUUGUGGGUGAAAUUAAAAGUGUCGCCAUUACUGUGUGUAAAGUGAUUUGUUUAAUUUUUAUUUUUAUCAAUAUUUUACUAUAUCAAGAAUUAAAUAAAUUUUUGGGUAUUCAUAUUAUUUUUGGUAUUUAUGCGAUAAAUUCAAUUUUAUUGCUUUCGAUAUUAAUGAA